This is a messenger RNA of Priapulus caudatus, 447 nucleotides long. RefSeq lists its product as uncharacterized. NCBI's taxonomy places the organism in Eukaryota, Metazoa, Priapulida, Priapulimorpha, Priapulimorphida, Priapulidae. The transcript has a single exon. Gene Ontology annotation, molecular function: nucleic acid binding. The coding region runs from base 1 to 447 and encodes 148 amino acids. The record is from RefSeq and is a predicted model, not a curated record. Gene Ontology annotation, biological process: DNA integration.
AUGACGGGUCUCGACUACGCUGGACCACUCUACACGAAAGAUGGAGGUAAGGUCUGGGUCUGUCUCUUCACCUGUUGUAUGACAAGGGCAGUCCACCUUGAAAUAGUGACCGAUUUGACCACUGAUGCCUUCCUGAGAUGUCUUAGACGGUUCAUUGGGAGACGAGGGACCCCGUCCUUGGUCGUGAGCGACAAUGCGACAACCUUUAGGAAGGCAGCUAAGACAGUCGCCAAGAUCGUGAAUCAUGUGGCCGUGAAGACAUACGCCGCUAACAACCAGAUCCAGUGGAAGUUCAAUCUGGAGAAGGCCCCAUGGUGGGGAGGCUUCUUUGAGAGACUGAUUAAGACAUUGAAGAGGAGCCUGAAGAAAACUGUAGGUGGUGCUAAACUUACAGUUGAUGAGAUCCAAACAGCUCUAUGUGAAGUUGAACUCAUGUUCAAUACUUGA